This is a messenger RNA of Hibiscus syriacus, 762 nucleotides long. RefSeq names its product 40S ribosomal protein S7-like. Gene Ontology annotation, biological process: translation; ribosomal small subunit biogenesis; rRNA processing. The record is from RefSeq and is a predicted model, not a curated record. Lineage: Eukaryota; Viridiplantae; Streptophyta; Magnoliopsida; Malvales; Malvaceae. The transcript is spliced from 6 exons. The coding region runs from base 1 to 588 and encodes 195 amino acids. Gene Ontology annotation, cellular component: ribosome; 90S preribosome; small-subunit processome. Gene Ontology annotation, molecular function: structural constituent of ribosome.
AUGGGUAUUGAAGAUGUAUACUUCGAGAAGAAGAUCAACAAAGAUAAAGAUGUCGAGCCAACAGAGUUUGAGGAGUCGGUUGCCCAGGCUUUCUUUGAUUUGGAGAAUAGCAACAUAGAUCUAAAAAGUGACCUCAAAGAUCUCUACAUUAAUUCAGCAGUUCAGAUUGAUGUAUCUGGUGGCCGGAAAGCUGUUGUUAUCCAGGUUCCGUACAGAUUGAGGAAAGCUUUUCGCAGGCUUCAAGUUAAGCUUGUGAGGGAGAUUGAAAAGAAGUUCAGUGGCAAGGAUGUGAUUCUUAUUGCUACACGGAGGAUAUUAAGGCCUCCAAAAAAAGGCUCUGCUGUUCAGAGGCCACGCAGCCGCACAUUAACUGCUGUACAUGAAGCAAUGCUAGAAGAUAUUGUCUUACCUGCUGAGAUUGUCGGGAAGCGUAUUAGAUAUAGAAUCGAUGGAACCAAGAUGAUGAAGGUCUAUUUGGACCCAAAGGAACAGAACAACACAGAGUAUAAGCUCGAGACCUUUUCUGCAGUUUAUAGGAAACUUGCCGGAAAAGACGUCGUGUUUGAGUUUCCAGUUACCGAGGCAUAGAUAGACCCUCUUCAAAGUUUUUGAUGCCUUUUCCUUGUCUGUUUUACCCCCCAAAACUGUUUUUUGUUGCGGAGCACCUUAAAAUUUGAGAUUUAUGAGUACCUGUGUGUGUAACUUAUCUAGUGUUCACGCUUCUUUGGUGUGGAAUACAAUAUUGCCCGUUAUAUUGUGCCA